AUGAAUUAAAACAAAGAAUUAUUAUUUUUUGGUUCUGGAGAGCAUUUGAAAGUUUUUUAUUUCAAGAAUAAUACAAUGAAAUUUAUAUAAAGACUUUUAGGACAUUAAACUUUGAUAACUGUUCUAAAUUUCUUCGUAAAGAAUAAAAAUGUCAUUUCUGGAUCAGAAGAUUCCUCAUUAAUUCUAUGGCCUGCCAGUCUAAUUUCAAAUCGAAAAUUCAUCAUAAAAUUAAAAGGUCAUAAAUCUAUAAUCAAUUGUAUUGUACUAACACCUAAAGUUGAAGAUUAAAUCUUUAGUGGCUCGGAUGAUAACACAAUAAAAAUUUGGUCAUAAUCUUCUUAAAAAUGGUGUCGUACUUAGACUUUUAAUUAGCAUCAUUAAAGUGUCUAGUCGAUGUCAAUCAAUAAUGAAAGAAAUAAGUUAAUAUCUUGUUCUAGCUAAAGUUAAAACAUAUUAAUUAUGGAAAGGUCUAAUGGUCUGCAUUGGCAAAUAGCAUAACAAAUGAAAACUUAUCAAGAAGGAGCUAGUUUAGCAUUCAUCACAAACAACAUGUUUGUAUAUCAACCACUUUUAGGAACUCAUCUUUUAUUAUAUACAUUCAAUAAUAAAUAACACAAAUUUACACAAUAACGUGCUAUACCUAUAUAAAAAGAUAUUUCAAGUUGUAGCAGUCCAUAUCCAGCUAUUUAUAGUGAGAAAAAGAACAUACUUGUUUUUAAGCAUGGCGAUUACAUAGAUGUUUUAAGAAUAAGGCCUAUUUCUGAGAUAGAUUGCGAGUGUUAUUUGCUUUAGACUAUUCAAUUUGAAAAUGCUCCAUGGAUGUUUGGAACCAUAAAUGAUUCAGGAGAUUUUUUGAUCACAUGGGAUUCCAAUUCAGAAAAAAUUUAAAUAAGAAAAUACACAGGUAAAUUCCGUUAUAAAUUAUAAGAAUUAAGAAGAAAAUGGAACAAAAAUUCAUCAAUAUUUUGA
Paramecium sonneborni is the source of this 969-nucleotide messenger RNA. The record is from the annotation of a GenBank genome assembly. Lineage: Eukaryota; Ciliophora; Oligohymenophorea; Peniculida; Parameciidae.